This is a messenger RNA of Dujonia railenensis, 894 nucleotides long. The record is from the annotation of a GenBank genome assembly. NCBI's taxonomy places the organism in Eukaryota, Fungi, Ascomycota, Pichiomycetes, Serinales, Debaryomycetaceae.
AUGAUAGCAAAGAACAUACUCCGAAUCGGGUUCCGAGCGUACCUGACAGCGUCUUCCAUAACGAAGUACGAAGUACUUGAACUUCAGCCAGGCGCAUCUGUCAAAGAAGUCAAAAAGCAAUUCAAAGUGCUCAGUAAGAAGUACCAUCCAGACUUAAAUAACCAUUUAAGCGAUGAAGAGAAGAAAUUGAACAGUGAAAAAUUUGUUAACAUAGUGUCUGCGUAUGACACGCUCAAGGACUCUAAAAAGAAGAAGCAGUAUGACAUGGAGUUGCAAAGUGGUGGUAACGGGGAUGGUGGGACACGAAUUUUUCAGAGCCGGGCCAGGAGGAACCUGGAGUGGCACAACAAAUACUACGGAGAAGCGAAGUACUACUCCAAGGCUAAUGGAUCAUACUCGUCGUCUGGACUCAACUCGAAAAGACAUCGAGUCUACUUCAACGAGGGCGAUGGGGGCAGCGGAGGGUAUCAAGACUCGUCAGCAUUUUCAGGUAGGCACAUGAACUACGGGGACCGGUACGAUGUGCCCCAUUUUAACUACAAGGAACAUCUCUCGAAGCAUUUGAAGUUCGAGCAGCGCAUAUUGAACAAGAGUCUCAGUGAGAGCGAUAGAGAAAAGAUUAUCAAGCAGUUAAGCAAAGAGGGUGAUCUGUCUGAAAUAGACGACGAGUUGUUAACCAAACAUUUGAUGAGACAGGCAAAGAGAACGGAAGAAGACAGGGCAACUGGUAGAGCAUCACUGUACUCGUUUGCAUCGCAGAACUCGAAUCAAAACCAGCACUCCACUUACAUGUACCAGGGUCCUCAGCGUGGAGAGAGCGACGGUACUGCCUUCAAGGCCUUUGCAUUUUUGGGAGCAGGCAGUUCCCUUUACUAUCUAUGGACGUUGCUUUAA